Aedes aegypti (yellow fever mosquito) is the source of this 1233-nucleotide messenger RNA. It is a transcript of the gene Naxe, whose product is annotated as NAD(P)H-hydrate epimerase. The transcript is spliced from 3 exons. Lineage: Eukaryota; Metazoa; Arthropoda; Insecta; Diptera; Culicidae. The record is from RefSeq and is a predicted model, not a curated record. Gene Ontology annotation, molecular function: NAD(P)HX epimerase activity. Gene Ontology annotation, cellular component: mitochondrion. The coding region runs from base 48 to 1127 and encodes 359 amino acids.
UUUUACUUUCUGUUUUCGGUAUUAUUCAAAAUCCACCAUAAUAAAACAUGACACCGAAUUUUCGCGGACGGUACGGAACCAUGAAUUCGCAGAUGACACUGUUGGUGUGUUUGACUGCUUUUUUGGUGUUGCUGUUGCACAGGAGAAGAAGGAAUAGAAAUUCUUAUUAUGAAAGUUCCAGCAGCUGUAGUGAUGAGAGUGAGUUCAAUGCAAGCGAUGAGAGCGAAUUCAGCACAUCAAGUGAGGAAGAUGAAGACGAAGAGGAGCCAUCCGAACCUUUGGUCAAGAAGAUGAAACUGGCAGAUUCGAGUGUGGCGGAAGUGGAUGCCCAACGGAAGUCGGCUUCUGGUUCAGGAACUAGUAAAACUGAAGAAGAGCCCAAUACGCACAAGACAUUAGCGCGGACCAUCGCUACGAGCAUUCCGAAAAUGAAAUACCUCAACCAACAUGAGGCCAUCAGCGUCGAUGAGGAACUGUUCAACGAGUACAAAUUCAGUGUUGAUCAGCUGAUGGAAUUGGCCGGCCUUAGCUGCGCCCAUGUCAUCAACGAUUGCUACGGAUCCCCCCAGAGCACCGUCAAACGUAAGGUUCUGGUUUGUUGCGGCCCUGGCAAUAACGGCGGAGAUGGUCUUGUGGCGGCGAGACACCUGAAGUUGAUGAACUUCGAUGCCCACGUUUACUACCCGAAACGAACGGAGAAAGAUUUGUUCAUCAACCUGCAGCAUCAGUGCGAAUCGAUGGGAAUAACGGUGAGCAAGGACUGCCCAACGCUGGAAUGGGUCGAAGGAGAAUUUGGACUGAUUGUAGACGCGCUGUUUGGGUUCAGCUUCAAACCGCCGGUUCGGGAAUCGUUUGCACCGAUUAUGGAUGUUCUGAACAAGUCCAAAGUACCCAUCGUUAGUGUCGACAUACCCAGCGGAUGGCACGUCGAGGAAGGUCCUCAGGAUGAAUGCAACAUCCAACCGGAUUGCUUGAUCUCACUGACGGCGCCUAAACUGUGCGCCAAGAAAUUGACGAAUGCGAAACACUAUCUCGGCGGACGAUUCGUUCCACCAAAACUGCAGGACAAAUACGCCAUAGAACUGCCUACGUACGAAGGGAAUAAUCUGUUUGUUAAACUGUCCUAACUUGUACGAGCUUUUUUUUGUUAAAUAAGGGUAAUUUUCGGUACAUUGAAUUCGCAACUGAACUGUUUUUGUUAUAGUCUGAAUAAAACGAUUUUUCAAAAAUAAA